UGACUACGUGAACUUGAAAGCAUGUGAUAGCAUCGUGCUUUUGAGCAUCCCAGUUGUUAUUUAAUGCAGUAUACAGGCGAAUAUAGCUAGUCUUUGGAUACCUACGAUGUGUACACAGUUAUAACAACCCGUUGGUUGCUGUUUCAUAUAUGUGUUUAAUGUUUAUAUGUAUGUGCGUAGUAGAUCUGCCACGACGAAGCGGUAGCGAGUGUAGGUACACAUGGCCGGCUCGGGUGUGACUCGAGUUAUUCACAGAUGCGAUCAUGCAAAAGAAAACCAGAAACUCGAUUUGUCACACUGCCAGCUGACGACACUACCGGAUGCUGUGUUUCAUCUGAUGCGGAACACAACCGUGCUGACCUUUGACCUCAGCUGUAACCUGAUCUCUCGUAUUCCAUCUAAGCUAGCGCUCAAGUUCCACUUCCUCCUAGACCUAGAUUUGUCCAGCAACAAAAUAAAGGCGGUCCCCACCGAGUUGGCGGAUUUGCCCGACUUGCGUUCCAUAAAUUUCGCCAACAACAAGUUCAGUGAGAUGCCUGCAGUUAUUUAUCAACUGAAAACCCUCAAGGAGCUACGUGCAGAUAAUAACCAGAUAUCCGAUGUCGACAUUUCCAAAUUGAGUGAAAUCCGCAGCCUACGUCAGAUCUCACUGCUAGAGAAUCCACUCACGUCUGCUACGCAUGCGCAGUUACACCUACUUAGUAGACACGUUGAUGUCAGUGUUUCACCAUAUAGAACGACGAACGAAUGUAUAAUGGACACCGUUGACUAAUACAAAACUAUUAAUUAUUUAUAUCGGUGUAUAAAGCAACGAUAAUGAUACAUAUAUAUAUAUAAUUGAUUUUUAUAGACACGUAUUGUUUAUAAUUACCUUCAGAUCCGAUUGCGCCAGUAAAAUAAACUGUUUAUUACAUUUGCA
Priapulus caudatus is the source of this 919-nucleotide messenger RNA. Its product is annotated as leucine-rich repeat-containing protein 18-like. The coding region runs from base 221 to 772 and encodes 183 amino acids. Gene Ontology annotation, molecular function: protein binding. The transcript has 4 exons. The record is from RefSeq and is a predicted model, not a curated record. NCBI's taxonomy places the organism in Eukaryota, Metazoa, Priapulida, Priapulimorpha, Priapulimorphida, Priapulidae.